AUGAUGCUGAAUUCAGACCAAACGGAGAUCGACCUGCAGCCGACGCACUCGGAGACGGAGUCGGUCUUCAGUGACUGCGGGGGAGGCCGGGGGCUGGGGGUGGAAGACGGCAGCGCCUUGGGCCUGUGCAGCCAGUCCCGCGCCGCCGAGUCUGGCGAGGCCAUGAAGAAAGACCUCCAGCACCUGAGCCGAGAGGAGCGGCGGCGAAGGCGGCGAGCCACGGCGAAGUACCGGACCGCUCAUGCCACGCGAGAGCGGAUCCGGGUGGAGGCCUUCAACAUGGCCUUUGCUGAGCUGCGCAAACUCCUGCCUACGCUUCCCCCGGACAAGAAGCUGUCCAAAAUUGAGAUCCUGCGUCUGGCGAUCUGCUACAUUUCCUACCUGAACCAUGUGCUCGAUGUCUGA
Molecule: messenger RNA, 405 nt
Organism: Elgaria multicarinata webbii
Lineage: Eukaryota; Metazoa; Chordata; Lepidosauria; Squamata; Anguidae
Gene: NHLH1
Product: nescient helix-loop-helix 1
Exons: 1
Coding region: 1-405 (134 amino acids)
Biological process (GO): regulation of transcription by RNA polymerase II
Molecular function (GO): RNA polymerase II cis-regulatory region sequence-specific DNA binding; protein dimerization activity; DNA-binding transcription factor activity, RNA polymerase II-specific
Source: RefSeq, a predicted model, not a curated record